GUUCCAGCUCUCUUCCGAUGGCUUUCGUCCAAGUACCCAAAGAUUGUCUCCGCCGUCGUUGAAGAACAGCCGCAGGAGAUAGACGGGCAGGAAAUACCAGUCGAUAUCACCAAACCGAACCCAAAUGGCGAGGAGAUGGAUAACCUGUAUCUGGACAUGAACGGCAUCGUCCACCCGUGUACGCAUCCCGAGGGCAAGCCUCCACCGGCAAAUGAGGGCGAGAUGAUGCUGGAAAUCUUCAAAUAUACAGACAGGGUGGUGAACAUGGUCCGGCCAAGAAAGGUGCUAAUGAUUGCUGUUGGUAUGUCGGGUUUACGGCUGUGGGGAAUCUAGAGGUCUCCCCUCGGACGGCUACAUUAUAUAUGCAUGAUGUGUUCAUAGUCGCCAAGGGGAGUUACAGCCUUUCAUUCUCUUUCCCCACUAGCACCUAUUCGUUCUGCUAUGUGUUUGGUACUAAUGUUGCGUUCGUUUUAGAUGGAGUCGCUCCUCGUGCAAAAAUGAACCAGCAACGCUCCCGUCGAUUCCGUUCUGCGCAAGAUGCAAAGGCUGAAGAUGAGAAGAAAGUGGAAUUUGCAAAGUUGCUCAAGAAACAGAAACGCGGGAAGAAAGAUGUAACAGUUGCUGAAGAGGUGAUUACAAAAACUUGGGAUACCAAUGUCAUCACGCCAGGAACUCCAUUUAUGGAUAUCCUUGCACUUGCACUGCGAUAUUGGGUCGCGUAUAAGUUAAGUACUGACCCUGGUUGGGAAAAGGUUAGUCGAGUCCAUCAUCAUUGAACCUGCUUGGAUGUGUACUAACUUCCCUUAUUAGCUGAAAGUCAUUAUCUCCGAUGCCACAGUUCCAGGGGAGGGAGAACACAAAAUUAUGGAGUUUAUUCGUUCCCAGCGUGCUUGUCCAGAGUAUGAUCCCAAUACUCGGCACGUCAUUUACGGCUUGGUUAGUGACGUAUAUGUCUACACAUAUAGCAUAAGCAGUCGCUGACUAGUUUUUAGGAUGCCGAUUUGAUCAUGUUGGGGCUAGGCACUCAUGAGCCACACUUCCGAGUUUUGCGCGAAGACGUCUUUUUCCAGGAAUCAAAAGCUAGAACUUGCAAACUAUGCGGGCAAGCCGGCCAUGUUGAAGAGGCCUGCACAGGAAAGGCGAAAGAGAAGCGAGGGGAGUUUGAUGAAAAACAAAAGGGAAACCCCUUGAAACCAUUCAUCUGGCUUCAUGUUUCCGUACUUCGUGAAUAUCUGGCUGUAGAAAUGCAGGUCCCUCAACAACCAUUUCCUUUUGAUCUCGAGAGAGCUCUGGAUGACUGGGUAUUCAUGUGUUUCUUCGUUGGUAACGAUUUCUUACCUCACCUUCCGUCGUUGGAGAUUCGUGAGAACGGCAUAGAUACGCUCAUUGCAAUUUGGCGUGAUAAUAUCCCACAGAUGGGUGGCUACCUAACGAAGGAUGGGCGGGUUGAUUUGGCAAAGGCACAGUUAAUUUUACAGGGGCUAGCCAAACAGGAAGACGCAAUCUUCCGCCGUCGGCGACAAACCGAGGAGAGGAGGAAUGCAAAUGCUAAACGACGCCAGGAGGAAGACCGCCAACGCAGGAACAAUAACAAUGAUCAUGCUCGGAAGAAGCGAAGAGGCUCCCGCGGUGCUGAACCAGUCCCAGAUAUUCCACCUCUCGUCGUACCCGGGAAAGGCGAGUUAUCGAGAGCUGAGAGAGAGCUGACACACGCUAUGGUUGUCAAUCGCGGCGCAGUCUACAAGGCUAACAUGGCAAACAAAAGCGCUGCCGCCGCUCUCAAAGCCCAGCUUCUCUCUGGUGGCACAGCAGAAGACGGUGCUGGCGCUACAAAUUCUCAGGAUCCGGCACCUUCAGGGAUGCCCAGCUCAAAACUUGGCAAAAGAAAGUCGGACGUAUUUGAAAACUCAAAUACAGAAGCGGAAGCAGAAGAAGAGGAUGAGGAAGAAGAAGACACGGUUGAGGUUCCAGCAAAGCCUAAAGAAGAUGAGAUGCCCCCGGAUACGGUACGGCUGUGGGAAGAUGGAUAUGCAGACCGGUACUACGAGCAGAAAUUCGGAGUAAACCCCAAAGAUAUCGCUUUCCGCCAUAAGGUAGCUCGGGCAUACGUUGAAGGACUGAGUUGGGUGCUUUUGUAUUAUUUCCAGGGAUGUCCGUCCUGGACGUGGUACUACCCGUACCACUAUGCGCCAUUUGCAGCCGACUUUGUUGACAUUGGCAAAAUGGAUGUGCAAUUUACAAAAGGGACUCCUUUCAAGCCAUUUGAACAGCUGAUGGGUGUCUUGCCUGCAGCGUCGAACCAUGCUAUUCCCGAGGUAUUCCGGGACCUCAUGUCUGAUGAGAACAGCGAGAUCAUCGACUUUUACCCUGAAGAUUUCCCCGUUGACCUGAACGGGAAAAAGUUUGCAUGGCAGGGAGUUGCUCUGUUGCCGUUUAUUGACGAGAAACGCCUGCUGGCAGCCAUGGAUAAGCGAUAUCACCUGUUGUCGGAGGAAGAGCAAGCCCGCAAUGCCAUGGGGAAGGACGUAUUACUAUUGUCAGAAAAACACCCCCUUUACGAAUCUCUAACGGCCAAUUUCUACUCCAAAAAACAAGUGUCGUCGAAGCUCAAAUUGAACAUGCGUAUCAGCGAGGGACUAGGUGGGAAAGUCGAGAAGAACGAAUCAUAUCUACCCCAUAGUUCUCUAUCCCUGGAGGUGGAUGGCGCCGAUAUCCCUGCACUCGAUGAAGAUCGGUCAAUAAGUGUUUACUAUGAAAUGCCCAGGUCUAUGCAUACCCAUAAAUCCAUGCUUCUUCGGGGUGUCAAGUUCAAGGAGCCGACUCUUGACAAGGCGGAUCUAGAAAUCACCAGAAACAAAGCCCGACACUCUGGGCGGUCAUUCGGAGGAGCACCACUCCAUUCUAACCGCGGUGGUAGAGGCAGGGGAGGCGGGAGAGGUGGAGGCCAGAUAUCCUACGCCAGCAACGACCGCCCAAACCCCUUUGCUGCACACGUAGCCCCAGGCUAUAUUCCCCCACCGCACAUGGGUGGAGGGCCACCUGGGUACAAUCCUGCACCCCCAAGUAUGUACAACGGCCCUGAUCGAUACCGGUCCCAGGGAGGGUACCCUAGGGGAGGCGGCGGCGGCGGCGGAUACGGCGGAGGCUACGGCGGCCAUUACCAGCAACCACCUCCACAUAGAUGGGCCCAACACGACGGUCCAGCUUACGGCAACCCUCCUCGCAACCCCUACCAGGACCGCGCUCACUACCAGAGCGGCGGAAGCGGCGGGUACGGGCGUGGCGGAGGAGGAGGAGGACCCUAUGACGGUAGGGGAGGAGGCUACUACGGCUCCAGGGGAUCCGGGCGUGGUCGGGGUCGAGGUGACGGGUAUGGCAGGUAUUAA
Trichophyton rubrum CBS 118892 is the source of this 3386-nucleotide messenger RNA. RefSeq lists its product as uncharacterized. The transcript is spliced from 2 exons. Gene Ontology annotation, molecular function: 5'-3' RNA exonuclease activity; RNA binding. Gene Ontology annotation, cellular component: nucleus. The record is from RefSeq and is a predicted model, not a curated record. Lineage: Eukaryota; Fungi; Ascomycota; Eurotiomycetes; Onygenales; Arthrodermataceae. Gene Ontology annotation, biological process: nuclear-transcribed mRNA catabolic process. Bases 1008 to 3386 code for a protein of 792 amino acids.